AUGUUGUACAUCACGUUCGUCGCAGUAACUGUUGUCUUAUGUCCUGUGGCGUAUUUCGGCUUCUGCUUCAUCGUAUACUUAUACGAUGCAAAAGCCCUUCGUCGAUUCCAAAACUUAUCGUUCCUUUCUGGCCUGAGUGAUAUACAAUGGGUAUGGGAGUCGAUUCGCGGUCGGCGAUAUAAGACUCUUCAUAUGGCUCAUCAAAAUGCGACAAUUGUUCGUGUUGCUCCGAACGUUCUUUCCUUUAAUCACCCAAAAGCUGCUACCGCCAUUUACGGACACGGCACCCCAACCACCAAAUCGCCUUUCUACGACGCUGGUCAUGGUCAUUUCAAGAAUGUAGCCGACACGCGAGACAAAGAAGAACAUUCCCGGAAGCGACGACUUCUUGCCACCGGUUAUGCUCUUACCACACUCCUUCGGUGGGAAGACAAAGUCGCGAGCCGUAUCAAUGCUCUCUUGAACCAGUACGAUAAGUUCUGUCUCCGGCUAGAUGUCGCGAGAAGGGCAGAUGCUAUUCCAGUGGAUCAUCGACGGUGGAUGGACAUUUUCACCAUUGAUGCGAUACACGAUAUUGGCCUCAGUGCGAACCUCCGCCUAAUAGAGAAAGGCGAUGAUUUAAUCGAGGUCCAAAACUCGCGCGGCCAGUCCUACCAGUGUCAAUUCCGCAAGUCGCUGUGGGGGAACUUGCGGAUUCAUGCCUCAUUUGCCUGGGCUCCGCGGUGGUACGGCUUGCUUAAAAGACUCACAUGGUGGGAUUCGCGAUGGCAAGACAACGUGGCCUUCAAUGAUAUCGUCGCCACUGCAUGCAAGCACCGGAUACAGCGCCAUUUAGCAGGAGAGAAACUAGAUGACUUUUUCUCCUUUCUUCUUGGAGACAAGAAUGGCGUACCGAACAUGCUGAUGCUAGGGGAAAUGACAGUGGAGUGUUCUGUUAUGCUGAAUGCUGGGAGUGAGACCACCGGCAUAGCUCUUAGCAACCUCCUUUACUUACUCAUUGUCAACCCAAAUGCUCUCGAGCGACUGCGGCGAGAAGUAGACGAGGCACUGGACGGAAUCGAAGAUACGAAAGUCGCGCCCUUCGCCAGAAUUCGUUACCUGCCGUAUCUGAAAGCGUGCAUUGACGAGGGGUUACGACUUCUGCCACCCAGCGCCACCACAACUCCACGAUACACGCCACCGUCGGGUCAGGACAUCAUGGGCUACUGGAUUCCGGGUAAUACUGAGGUGCUUUGUCCUACCUACAGCCUCCAAAGAAAUCCAGAGAUAUUUUCGAAUCCCGAUGUCUUUGAACCAGAGCGGUGGUUGAGUGACAACGCUAAAGAUCUGCACACAUCGUUUCUCCCCUUCAGUGCAGGGCCAAGGGCUUGCAUUGGCAGAAACAUCACGUACAUGGAGCAACAAAUGUUGAUUGCAUCUCUGGUGCAUCGCUAUACGUUUGAGUUGAUUGCUCCUGAUUUCAAGCCAGCGUAUGAAGAGGCCGUUACGUGCUCGCCGGGUCCUAUACCGAUCUAUCUUUUUAGACGAGAUGAAACUUAG
Messenger RNA from Penicillium roqueforti, 1539 nucleotides. RefSeq names its product cytochrome P450. The record is from RefSeq and is a predicted model, not a curated record. The coding region runs from base 1 to 1539 and encodes 512 amino acids. Gene Ontology annotation, molecular function: oxidoreductase activity, acting on paired donors, with incorporation or reduction of molecular oxygen; iron ion binding; monooxygenase activity. The transcript is spliced from 2 exons. Lineage: Eukaryota; Fungi; Ascomycota; Eurotiomycetes; Eurotiales; Aspergillaceae.